Molecule: messenger RNA, 825 nt
Organism: Emericellopsis cladophorae
Lineage: Eukaryota; Fungi; Ascomycota; Sordariomycetes; Hypocreales; Bionectriaceae
Product: carboxyphosphonoenolpyruvate phosphonomutase
Exons: 1
Coding region: 1-825 (274 amino acids)
Molecular function (GO): catalytic activity
Source: RefSeq, a predicted model, not a curated record
AUGUCCAAGCUCGCCCAAGUCCUCGGGGCUCUCCACAAGCCGUCUCAGCCCCUAAUUCUACCCAACAUCUACUACCUCCCCUCGCUCUAUGCCAUCCUCUCCCUCAAUACAUCCACCUCCCAGCCCGUCAAAGCCAUCGCGACGGCGUCUUGGGGUAUAGCGGCCACCCUCGGCAUUGCCGACGAGGAUCUCACCGCCGAGCAGAACCUUGCCUUCAUUGAGAGAAUCGCCACCACAGUCAAAGAAGCCGGCCUACCGCUCAGCGCUGAUUUACAGGAUGGCUACGGGGAACGCGUGGGUGAGAUUGUCACCAAGGCCGUACGUCUUGGUGUUCACGGCGGGAACAUCGAGAAUGCCCGGCCCGGCCGGGGUCGUGACCAACGCAUCCAAGGUGCCUUAUACCCCGUGGAGGAGCAAGUCGAAAGGUUGCAGACGGCACUGAAGGCCGCCUCGGACGCAGGUUGUCCCGACUUUAUGCUCAACGCGCGGACAGACGUCUUUCUGCUAGAGGGCCUUUCCGACGAUGUGAAGAUGCAAGAGGCGGUGCGUCGAGGAAAAGCGUACCUCGCGGCUGGGGCCACGACCGUCUUCGUCUGGGGCGGCGCACGGGGCCUCCGGGAUGGCGAGGUGAAGACGCUGGCUCGGGAGUUUGAGGGGCGGCUGGCGGUGAAGCUGGCCAUGGUACAGGAGGCUCUUAGCACGACGCAAGUGGCAAAUUUGGGCGUCGCCAGGAUCAGUAUUGGUCCGAGUCUGUACCACAUUGCGAUGGACGCUAUGAAGAAGUCGGCCGUGGACAUCCUUCAAGGAAAUAGACUGGUCUUGUGA